GAGGAAAGAGAAAUAGGACCCUUAAGCGUGCAAAUAAAAAGACUUAAAAGCAAAACAAAGCUAGAUCACAAAAUCCUUUGCUAUUAUAACUCUCUCUACCUUUGUGGGGUUUCUCUUCAAAACUCUUCUCUAUAAUACUAUUUUCAUUCUCUCUUCAAAACUUUGUCACUCUUUUCUCCUAUUUCCUUUUUCCAUUAACCAAAAGUCCCAUUUAAGGUUCAUUGUCUCACACACCUCAAACCUAAACAAACCACCUCAAAGCUGUAUUUUUUUCACACAAGGGUAUAAGGGUUUAUUUAAUCACUUUUUGAGUUCAUUGCAAGAGUGUUUUUUUGUGUUCAUUUUGUUGAAGUGAUGAAUGAAAUGACAAGAAAUGAAAGAGAAUCAUCAGAAGAAAGGAAGCUAGAGCUAAGACUUGCUCCACCUGGUGUUGAAAACUGGUUUAACACAUCCAACAACAAUAAACAAAGAGCUUAUGAUUAUGAUUAUGAUUAUGAGUCUAAACUCUCUCUUGGUAAUUUUCUUCAUUUCCCAUCAAACAAAGCUAUUGUUGUGAAAGGUAAAGAAUCAUCAUCAUCACAAACCUGUUGUCCUAAAUCAGUAGAGUUACAGAAUGGUGAUAACAAAGUUACAGCUGUUUCCAACACUUCUCAGAAAAGAACUGCUCCUGGACCAGUAGUGGGAUGGCCACCAAUUCGUUCAUUCAGGAAGAAUCUUGCAACAAGCAGCAAUUCUAAGCCAUCACCACCUGAGUCACAUACUCAACAACACAACAAGGUUGCUGGUAAAAAACCUAUUGACAACUUUGGUAAAGGUUUGUUUGUUAAGAUUAAUAUGGAUGGUGUUCCAAUUGGUAGAAAAGUUGAUCUUAAUGCUUAUGAUAGCUAUCAAAAUCUUUCCUCAGCUGUGGAUGAGCUCUUUAGAGGACUCCUUAAAGCUCAAAGAGAUUCCUCUAGUUGUGGAGGUAACAAGGAGGAAGAAAAAGUGAUUAGUGGAUUAUUGGAUGGAAGUGGAGAGUAUACUCUUGUAUAUGAGGAUAAUGAAGGAGACAGGAUGCUUGUUGGUGAUGUCCCAUGGCAUAUGUUUGUAUCAACAGUGAAGAGGCUUCGAGUGUUGAAGAGUACAGAGCUUUCUGCUUUUACACUUGGUACUAAGCAAGACAAGAUACCUACUUGAUGUGAAGAUUGAGGAUUUAAAUCUCUUCUAAUUUGAUGUUUUUGGUUCUUAAUGAUGAAAAUCAUGGAAUGGAAGUAGUAGCUUUACAUUACAUUAUGUAUGAAUGUUUUUUUUUUUUUUUUUUUUUUUUAAUGAAGAUUUGAGAUGUUUAUGGGUUUUUUGUAUAAAUAGGGGAUGAAAACUUUACGGAUGUGUGUACUCAUGAUUUAAUGUGGAGUAACGAUUAACUUUGUUUUGGUUUGUA
Messenger RNA from Trifolium pratense (red clover), 1420 nucleotides. Its product is annotated as auxin-responsive protein IAA26-like. Gene Ontology annotation, biological process: regulation of DNA-templated transcription. NCBI's taxonomy places the organism in Eukaryota, Viridiplantae, Streptophyta, Magnoliopsida, Fabales, Fabaceae. The transcript is spliced from 6 exons. The record is from RefSeq and is a predicted model, not a curated record. The coding region runs from base 355 to 1176 and encodes 273 amino acids. Gene Ontology annotation, cellular component: nucleus. Gene Ontology annotation, molecular function: protein binding.